GCGAGCCGGGGCCGGGCCGGGGGCCCUGCCCCCAGCGUCCUUGUGCAGCCCCUUCCCUGCGAGCGAGGAGCGGGAGCGGGAGCGGGGCCCGGGCGCGCGGGUCCGUUCGGAACCAUGAACCGGAGCUUCCACCGCUCCCAGAGCCUGCGCUUGGACGACGGCGGCGCUGUGGAAGUCAAGAGCAAGUUUGGGGCUGAAUUCCGAAGGUUCUCCUGGGACCGUCACAAGCCUGGGAAGUUCGAAGACUUCUACAAGCUGGUGGUACACACACACCACAUCUCCAACACUGACGUGACCAUUGGCUAUGCGGAUGUGCACGGCGACCUGCUCCCCAUCAACAAUGAUGACAACUUCUGCAAGGCCGUCUCGAGUGCAAACCCACUGCUCAGGGUCUUCAUCCAGAAACGAGAGGAGGCCGAGAGCGGGGUCUUCGCGGCGGGCGGCUCGCUGUCCCGGCGGCGGCGCGCGCUGGCACUGCGGGAGGAGGCGCCGCGCCGCCAGCUGCACAUCGGGCUGCCGCGCGACUUCCGGCCCGUGUCGUCCAUCAUCGACGUGGACCUGCUGCCCGAGACGCACCGGCGCGUGCGGCUGUAUCGGCACGGCUGCCCGCGGCCGCUGGGCUUCUACAUCCGCGACGGCGCGAGCGUGCGCGUGGCGCCGCAGGGCCUGGAGAAGGUGCCGGGCAUCUUCAUCUCGCGCCUGGUGCCCGGCGGGCUGGCCGAGAGCACGGGGCUGCUGGCCGUGGACGACGAGGUGCUGGAGGUGAACGGCAUCGAGGUGGCGGGCAAGACGCUGGACCAGGUCACGGACAUGAUGAUCGCCAACAGCCACAACCUCAUCGUCACCGUCAAGCCGGCCAACCAGCGCAACAACGUGGUGCGCGCGCGGGGCUCGGGGGGCUCGGCCCGCUCCGGCUCCUCCUCCGACGGCCGCCUCAGCCUGCCCGCGCCCGCCGCCUCCGCGCCCGCCGAGGACCCCGAGAGCGACGACGAGCCCGACGUGGUGCUGGAGGGCGCGCUGGGGCCGCGGGCGGGCCUGGCGCUCAACGGGCUGGCGGGCUCGGGGCGCGCGGGCGGACCCGGCCCUGGCCACGGCACCAGCGUCCAGCGGCUGCUCAGCUCGCUGCGCGCCGACCCCCGGCACAGCCUGGCACUGCCGCCCGGGGACGUGGAGGAGCACGGCCCGGCCGUCACGCUCUAG
This is a messenger RNA of Suncus etruscus (white-toothed pygmy shrew), 1200 nucleotides long. RefSeq names its product par-6 family cell polarity regulator gamma (gene PARD6G). Gene Ontology annotation, molecular function: protein kinase C binding. Gene Ontology annotation, biological process: centrosome cycle; regulation of cellular localization; establishment or maintenance of cell polarity. Lineage: Eukaryota; Metazoa; Chordata; Mammalia; Eulipotyphla; Soricidae. Gene Ontology annotation, cellular component: cell cortex; nucleus; apical plasma membrane. The transcript is spliced from 3 exons. The coding region runs from base 115 to 1200 and encodes 361 amino acids. The record is from RefSeq and is a predicted model, not a curated record.